AACCUACAGGGGGCGAUAAACAACUCAAUUUGCCAGUUCUAAAACAUUGUAAAACUCCCAUGUCUUUUUUUUUUUUGUAUGGAGCAUGGAAUCACUUUGGGAACGUCGGGACAAGCUGUCCGAGUUAUAAGUUUGCAGGAGAUACCACCGGGAAACUGUGAGGUCAUUUUAUCUCCCGGGUCUGGAACGAACCUGAAACGGUGAGGGGGGGAGCGGAGGGGCAACGGGUCAAAUGUGAGCAGUGCGUUGAGGUUGGGACCACAGAAACAUCUCCAUGCCAAAGGGAACCACUUUAGCGAGUGACCUUCGAUUCGAUUCAUAGUAACAGAGACGUGACGUUUACCGGAGCUAAAUGUAAACACAAGCCCUUCUGUUUUUUGUUUCCGCUGCUGGAGAGCGACGUCUAGGCUGUAGUCUGCGCUGUUGUUCUCAGCCUGCUCUCCGUAUCGUCACUUCUUUCUAUAUUUUUAUUUUCAUGCUGAGAAAUACUGAAAGUUCCCGUUUUUUCUGCCGUUCAGUUGUGACGAAACGUAAGAUGCAAAUGCGGUAAGUGACUCCGGGCUUUCUUCAGCAUUAAACGCGACUUCUCCACACUGCACAGAUUCUCUGCUGUUUGCUUCGCUGGAUUAUCAAACCGCUGCAUCCAGCUUUUUGUUUUGGGAACUGGAUUUGCUCAAAGAAACUUUUUUUUUUUUUUUUUUUUUUUUGGUUGUUUGUUUUGAGAAUGAAGAGAAGAAAAUUCUCCUGAAUUUUGUCUCUUUAGCCUUCAUGUUGGAAACACGGGAGAGCUGACAUGCAGUGAUACAGCCCAGUGUCUUAACUGCUGUUUAACCUAAAGUUGUGACAUCACAUCAUUACAGAAGUAACAGUGAAUGAUCAAGACACCCAGAGCCCAAAGGAAACCGACCACAGUGCCUGCUCUUGCGCCGAGAAACGCAGCUCUCCGCCGGCUGUAAAGCAGUUCCAGUACUCGGUCAGUUUGCCAGGGGAGUCUCCGGAGCAGAGAUGGAGGAGUGGAGACAAUGCGGGCGGUGGUUGAUAGACUGCAAGGUCCUGCCCCCGAACCACCGGGUCGUGUGGCCCUCAGCGGUCGUGUUCGACUUGGCACAGGCGCUGCGGGACGGGGUGCUUCUGUGCCAGAUGUUGCACAACCUCUCCCCCGGAUCCGUGGAUCUGAAGGAGAUCAAUUUCAGACCCCAGAUGUCACAGUUCCUGUGUCUGAAGAACAUCCGGACAUUUCUUAAAGUGUGCCAUGACAAAUUCGGCUUGAGGAACAGUGAACUUUUCGACCCGUUUGACCUUUUUGACGUCAGAGACUUUGGCAAGGUAAUCUCUGCCUUGUCGAGGAUCUCCCACCACAGCAUUGCACAAAUUAAAGGCAUCAGGCCCUUCCCGUCCGAGGACACAGCUCUGAAUGAGGAUGAUGUUUACCGGAGCCUGGAGGAGUUGGCAGACGAACAUGACCUGGGUGAGGAUGACAUCUAUGACUGCGUGCCAUGUGAGGACGAUGGGGACGACAUCUAUGAGGACAUCAUUAAGGUGGAAGUACGACAACCCAUGAUCAGAUACAUGCAGAAAAUGGGCAUGACUGAAGAUGACAAGAGGAACUGCUGCUUAGUUGAGAUUCAGGAGACUGAAGCCAAGUACUACAAGACUUUAGAGGACAUUGAGAAGAAUUACAUGAUCCCGCUGAAGCAAGUCUUGAGUUCACAAGAAAUGGAGGCUAUUUUUGUCAACCUGGAGGAUAUAAUCCGAGUCCACUUUGCCCUUCUGCGAGCCAUCGACCUGAACAUGGUCAGUGGAGGAAGCGGCCUUGGAAAGAUCUUCCUCGACUUCAAAGAAGGGUUGCUGAUCUACGGUCAGUACUGCAGCCACAUGGAGAACGCCCAGAAGACACUGGAUGACCUAAUAGCAACGCGAGAGGAUGUUAAAAUUAAAGUGGAGGAAUGCACCAUGAAGGUGCAGGAGGGGAAGUUCAAGCUGCAGGAUCUCUUAGUGGUUCCCAUGCAGAGGGUGCUCAAGUAUCACCUACUACUGAAGGAACUUUUGAGUCACUCGACUGACCUAUCUGAGAGGCAACAACUCAAAGAGGCUCUGGAGGCUAUGCAGGACCUGGCCAUGUACAUCAACGAAGUAAAGAGGGACAACGAGACGCUGAAAAAAAUCGGUGAAUUCCAAAGUUCAAUAGAAAAUCUUCAGCAGGUGAAACUGGAGGAGUACGGUAGGCCAAAGAUAGACGGAGAGCUGAAGGUGAGCUCCAUCGUCAACAGAACAAAACAAGAUCGGUAUAUUUUCCUUUUUGACAAGGUGGUCAUCGUUUGCAAGAGGAAAGGCUACAGCUACGAGCUGAAAGAGAUUAUUGAACUCCAGUCGUACAAAAUGUCAGAUGACCCUAUGAAUAACAGAGACAUGAAAAAGUCAAGUGGAAAAAUGUGGUCUUAUGGUUUCUACCUGAUCCACCUGCAAGGAAAGCAGGGCUUCCAGUUCUUUUGUAAAACUGAAGAAACAAAGAGGAAAUGGAUGGAGCAGUUUGAGAUGGCCAUGUCCAACAUCAAGCCAGAGAGAGCUACUGCCAACCAGCACAACUUCCAAAUGCACACGUUCGAUAAGAACACCAACUGCCGAGUCUGCAAGAUGCUCCUGAGGGGCAUUUUCUAUCAGGGCUACUACUGCUCUCGCUGUGGAACGGGAGCUCACAAAGAGUGCCUGGAAGUGAUCACCAUCUGUAAAAUCAAUCCACACGACAUGGAGCCUGGAAUGUCGCCUGGUCCGAAGAUGGUGGCUGUGAGGAACUACCACGGCACACCAACAGCCCCAGGGAAGACCCCUCUCUGCUUCCAAACAGGAGACUUCAUUGAGUUGUUAAAGGGCGAUCCAGACACCCCAUGGUGGGAGGGGAAACUGAUACAAACGCAAAAGAGUGGCUUCUUUCCCAGUUCUUGUGUAAAACCUUACUUAGACCCAAAGCCUUUCCAGUCAUUAUCCAGCCGGCAGUCAUCAAGAGAUGCAGACUACUAUGGAUAUCCUUGGUUUGCGGGAAACAUGGAGCGCCAGCAGGCGGACAACCUUUUGAAAUCCCACUGCAGCGGGACGUACCUGAUCAGGGAGAGGACGGCAGAGGCAGAGCGGUUCGCCAUCAGCAUCAAAUUCAACGAUGAAGUAAAACACAUCAAAGUUAUUGAAAAAGACAACUGGAUCCACAUCACUGAAGCAAAGAAGUUUGAGAGUCUUCUGGAGCUGGUGGAGUACUAUCAGUUGCAUUCACUGAAGGAAAGCUUCAAGCUGCUAGACACCACGCUGAGGUAUCCCUACAAGUCGAGAGAGCGCUCGCUAACACGGGCUAGCACGCGCUCACCAGCAACCUGUGCCUCCUACAAUUUCUCCUUCCUCAGUCCACAAGGCCUGAACUUCUCCUCUCAGACCUCUGCUCCCUUCUGGUCAGUAUUUACUCCUCGGGUGGUGAGCACAGCAGUGGCCAGGUAUAACUUUGCAGCACGAGACAUGAGAGAGCUGUCCUUGCGGGAAGGAGACAUUGUCAAAAUAUACAGCAAGAUUGGCGGAGACCAGGGUUGGUGGAAAGGAGAGGCUAACGGACGAAUCGGAUGGUUUCCUUCGACCUACGUGGAUGAAGAAGGAGUGCAGUAAGGCUCCACAUGCCAGCGGACCCAUUUCCUUUUGAACCGGGAACCAAAUUGUGUCUGCUGUCCUCAGAGGAAAUCACUCACUUUCUCCAGGAAAAAGAAAACUAUUUUGUCUGCAAGGAUUUUUACUCUGUUUUUUGAUUUUUUUUCCUAAUUAUGCAUAAGCUUUUGUUUUUGCAAGGUGUCAUGUUUAAUUUUUGUACAGAGGAAGAAAAACUGUCUUGCUGUGUUUCCGCCUCUGUAUGCUCAGCAGAGACAUUACUAUAAUGUCACAGCAGGAACUUAUUGUCCAUAGCUUUAUUUUGCAAAAAGAAAAUGCUCCCCUUUGUUGCAGGUCUGUGCCAGGUGAAUUAAUUGUACAGUAUAGAUAAUUUAUUAAAUAGAGAUUAUUAUCAGUACUAAUGGUUAUUGUCGGGAAGGUUGGUUGAGCGGAGAAUUGGAUCAGACAAACUAAAAUAAGGAGUACAAAAUUAUGCCUUGUUUUUAUGUCGAGAGAUUUUUGCCUUAGUUGUCAUGGUGAUGCCUUGUGGGCUGACACCAGUGGAUGGAAUCGGCUUUGCGGACUGGUUUUUACUUCUCCAUGUAUGCAUGUGCCCACAUACACACAAGUAUACAGUACGGUGCCUUCAGAAAACGGUCGUGCAUCAGUCAGAGAAGUGAAGAGCCUCCCCAGUUCGUCCACAAGCACAGGACUUUACUGAAGGAGCUGCGGGGCACAGAUACAACUUUACACAUUAACUCAAGACUGGAUGCACUCACAGAACCAGUUUGUGGUUCUGUGAGCGAGGGGGUUAGCCAAUCACAUACACAAUUCACAUCUGUGGAGGUGUCACAUCCUGUGGGAUUCUAAAGGGAAAGAAGUUCAAACUCGAUGUCACGCUUUUCAAAUCUGAACUCAUUGUUCCUUCAUCAUGUCCUGCACAGAAUCACAAGUUUCUGAAUUUAAGAGUCAAAGGAGCAGCCAAAUCCAGCCAUGUUUCAGUGUCUGCAUGAAGUUUCAGUCAUUACUUUGAGUUUUCUACCUUGCCUUAAUUAUGUUUUUUUUUUCACAGUUCAUAAUGGAACAAUAUUUUCCUCCAUCAACCUCCCUCCAAUCAAUAUGUUUAUGUGAAGAAAUUCAUUUCGGUGCUUUUUUUUAUUAAUCUGAAAGAACACUGUGUGUAAAAUGGGAAAGGGGAAGUUGAUGUGCUUCGUGUUUUAUUUUAGUCCCAGUCGAUUCCUGGUGCUAACAUCACUCCAAACUAUUUAUGUCACAUUUCUCCAUUUUUCUCUGUAAACCAUACAUACAUCGGUUGGAUUUUAAUGUUUAGGUUUGCAGCUCUAUUUGAAUCAAGCAUUUGUGGACAUUUGUGGACAUAAGGAGUGUCAACCUCUACA
This is a messenger RNA of Girardinichthys multiradiatus, 5018 nucleotides long. RefSeq names its product vav 2 guanine nucleotide exchange factor (gene vav2). The transcript has 30 exons. Gene Ontology annotation, biological process: cell migration; intracellular signal transduction; regulation of GTPase activity. Gene Ontology annotation, cellular component: cytoplasm. Gene Ontology annotation, molecular function: protein binding; guanyl-nucleotide exchange factor activity. NCBI's taxonomy places the organism in Eukaryota, Metazoa, Chordata, Actinopteri, Cyprinodontiformes, Goodeidae. The record is from RefSeq and is a predicted model, not a curated record. The coding region runs from base 1006 to 3645 and encodes 879 amino acids.